AUGGCGAGGAAUGCUGAGAACCAACUGAGGGAGAUGGAGAAGAAAAAGUACUCGGACAGGACAUCGGCUAAGCAGAACAGACGGAGUAAGAGUAUGAAUCAGCAGCCUAUCCACGUGGACACUCAAAGUGCAGAGUACUGGCAGAAGAGACGCCAGCUGGAAAAAGUGCUCAAGUCUGACGAACUGUUGAAUGCACAGAAUAAUGAGAACAAGAGCCAGAAGAAGAACAAGAACAGUCGCAAGAAAGAGUUGCAAUUAGGGGGAGAAGAGAACAAUACUAAAGGUGCCAAACGAGACCGCUCGAAUAAUAGCAACAACAACAACAAUCCGGAAAAGGCAGCUCGUAAGAAAGAGAGGUUGAAAAACUUGCAUGCCGGAGAUGAUCAAAAGGCAAACGAUACAGGUGCUGCUAAAACAGCAGGAAAGCGUGAAGGUCGAGCAACUAACAGAACCGAGGCUGAUAAAGCCAAGAGUCGUUCGAGGUCAAACAAGUCUGAGUAUGGCGCCAAAAAGGAGAAGGACACUCUCGCUGCCAAUACCAAAACCGAGGCUGAACUUCUUGAAGAGUUACGUCAAGAUGACGAAAAACCAAUGCGACCUCAAGAUCGUGCUCGCGGCGAGUUGGUAUCCCAGCAUGUUCCGCACUACGCGUUGCCGACUCGCAAAAUGGAGCUCCGUAGCGAUGGAAGACUCAGUAAAUUGUAUGUUCCAAAGAAACCUCAAUAUAGUUCGUCAGAAUGGCCCGAAGACCUUGACCGAAACUACUGCAAGCUUGUCGUCGAUACUUUUAAAGACAUGUACUCAGAGUUAAUCAGUGAUCCGAAUUGGGUUUACAAUCAGCGUAAAAACUACUUAAACUUCCUCAAUACAGCAGAAUGGCAGGAAAUGGACCUCAAGUUGGCAAAAAUGAGUUUCAACCAAUUGCUACAAGAGGAGCCCUUACAGAAGAUAUCCACGUUCUAGGA
Molecule: messenger RNA, 965 nt
Organism: Symsagittifera roscoffensis
Lineage: Eukaryota; Metazoa; Xenacoelomorpha; Acoela; Convolutidae
Product: putative pre-mRNA-splicing factor ATP-dependent RNA helicase DHX16
Exons: 3
Coding region: 1-963 (320 amino acids)
Source: RefSeq, a predicted model, not a curated record